Messenger RNA from Pollicipes pollicipes, 553 nucleotides. RefSeq names its product steroid hormone receptor family member cnr14-like. The transcript has 2 exons. Gene Ontology annotation, cellular component: RNA polymerase II transcription regulator complex. The record is from RefSeq and is a predicted model, not a curated record. NCBI's taxonomy places the organism in Eukaryota, Metazoa, Arthropoda, Thecostraca, Pollicipedomorpha, Pollicipedidae. Bases 71 to 553 code for a protein of 160 amino acids. Gene Ontology annotation, biological process: regulation of transcription by RNA polymerase II; tissue development; hormone-mediated signaling pathway. Gene Ontology annotation, molecular function: nuclear receptor activity; RNA polymerase II cis-regulatory region sequence-specific DNA binding; zinc ion binding.
CAGACAUCAGCGCGCUGCGGCCGGCCGGCGGCCGAGCCCAGCCAGGCCCCGUGUCCCCGCCCCGCGCGCCAUGAUAUCAGACAUGGAUCUGCCGCUAGCGCAUGUGCCGCCCAGUUUCGGCGCGAUGGCCGUGCAGCACGUGGGCCAGCCGGCGGUGGCGCCGCCGCCGCAGCAGGGCGGCGGCGUCCAGUGCUACAGCAGCCUGGCCUCGUCGCCGGCCGCGAUGACCAGCGUCAACCCGCCCGUCUACUCGCACGUGCAGGUGUCCAACAACAACAGCAUCCUGGGGCCACCGCUGUUGGAUAACGCGUGUCUGUACCCGCCAGGCGCCACCAGCAUGGGCGCCAGCGACCACCAGUACAACCUGCACCAGGAGCUCCCCGACACCAAGGAGGGCAUCGAGGAGCUGUGCCCCGUCUGUGGCGACAAGGUGUCCGGCUACCACUACGGCCUGCUCACCUGCGAGUCGUGCAAAGGCUUCUUCAAACGGACCGUGCAGAACAAGAAGUGCAGCCUCUCACGAGCAUCAUCACCGAUGACGAAACACCGGUGA